ACAGCUCGACAACCCAGCAAUAACAUUGACAGACUCCCCGCCUACGAAAACCUUACACGUUUCGAUUUAAACAUUAAAAAGAAACGGAUGCUUAACUCAACCAAUUCGCAAGACGAUACCAACAUUAAUUUGCUAAAUAACGGGGAAGUUUCUAUCCGCCAAAGGUCCUUCAGUUCGAACAAUGCACCUCCAGUUAAAAUGGCCGCAUCUGGCGCCAUUAAAGUUAAGAGGAAAUUAACGACCCUGGGCCCUACAAAGGCUAAGGAUACUGUAAAUGCAGCUGAGAAUACUGCUACAACUUCGUCAACAGUUACCACAACUACGACUAAUACAGACUCAGAUUCUGGUCGGCCUCGUUCAACAAUGGAAGAGUUAGAAAAUAUGCCUGAUGAAGUAAAUGAAGAAAGGCCUGAAGGGGAUGGAAAUGAGAAUGUAGAUGGUGAGGAGGAUGAUUACCCUGAAGAGCCGCCUGAAUUAAUGGCAUUGCACCAGAUGGAAAAAAGGAGAAGGAAAAAAUCUUCAAAGGGGAAAAAUGAAGGGGAUAUUGGGGAGGAAGAGAGGGAAGGAGAGGAGAGGGAAGGGGGUGAACGGGAAGAGGUGAUGGAAAAGGAGGAGGAAAAUGAGGAGGGAGAGAGAGAGGGGUUAGAUACUGUAGGAGAUGAAAUGGAGAAUGGAAGGGAAGAUGCGAGGGAAGAUGGAAUGGAAGAGAGGGAAGAGGAGGCUUUGGAUGAGGUGGCGAUGAAUGAAGAUGAAGACAAGGAUGAGGAUGAUGAAGAGGAUAAUGAGGAUGAAGACGAGGAAGUAAGGAGAAUAAACAAGGUUGAAGAUAUGAAGGAGGAGGAUGUAGAGGAAGUAAACGAGAUGGAUGAGGUAACAACUCCUCCAAAGAUCGAAGAAGAAGCAAAAUCACCUUCACCUGUUCAAUACACAAUUGUCCAUACAGGUGGAAGCAACCCAGAACAGGAGAAUGAAGGGGGAAUGAGUGGAGUUUACUCAGAUGAGUUGGAACGGAUAUUGUAUGGACAGGCUGCAGUAAAGAUUCAGAGCGUGUGGAGAGGGUACACAGUGCGCAAAGGCUUUAAACAUACACGUUUCUCCGAACACCCGAUUUACAUUGGAACGGGCAGUUAUGCCCCUAGGCGUCGUUCGAAAAAUAAUUUGUAUAAGCCCAACGAAAGGCAUCAUGCGAUUAUCACACGUGUUAAAACGCCAAAAUCUGGAAAGAGGAAGACUUCAUUUAAAAAGACGUCAACUACCAUGCUUGUCCCCGAUUAUGGGAAUGAAACAGCCCACGAUUCGUCUUCGGAUAGAGAAGAAGCCAGUGUUACCGAGCUACUUCAAGGAAAACAAAGAUUGGGGUGGGAAAUGUCACAGGAUCACAUUGACAAAAGCCCAGUAAAUUCACAGAGAACACCUCGAACAGAUUAUCUCUACACAAUUACCGUACUCACCGGAAACCGGUGGGCGGCUGAUACAGAGGCCGAUCUCUAUAUAAUACUGGUGGGAGCUGGGGGGAUUGAGUCAGAACGGCUAUGGCUUCGACAGGAGUUCACAAAUUGGUUGCAGAGUGGGGCAAAUGGACAGCGCUUUCGUCAAAACCAUUCAGACUCCUUCCAAUUCAGAGUACCCAGCCGAUUUGGAAUUUUGAAAAAAUUGACAAUUGGGCACGACUGUAAAGGAUACGGUGCUGGCAUCUUCAUUGAUAGGAUAAUGGUUACUGAGGAUGAAGAAGCUAGUGAGGAUUGUCGCCAAUUUCUUUUCCUAUGCAAUAAAUGGCUUGAUUCUGGCCAAGUUGAUGGAAAAUUGGAGCGCACAAUUCGACUCAGCUCCUUCUACGAAAUUUCAUCAAUCCCUAUAGAGGAUCGAGUAACAAGAGGCCGUUGGGAGCUUAUUCUCCAUGGAGGCUCAGAAAAGGGACUGGGUGGAACGACUUCACAAUUAUCCAUUACUGGGUAUGGAACUCGAGCCCAGUCAACAACCUCUGGAUUGUAUGACUCCAACAUGGCUAAAGUGCCUUCUGAUGCGUUGAUACAGGUGAAAAUUGCUUUGGGGGGCUGUUAA
Messenger RNA from Meloidogyne enterolobii, 2061 nucleotides. NCBI's taxonomy places the organism in Eukaryota, Metazoa, Nematoda, Chromadorea, Rhabditida, Meloidogynidae. The record is from the annotation of a GenBank genome assembly.